CAGUUAAAGUCUAUCAGUAAUAAUUGAACUAGUAAACUUACAGGUAGCAACAGGACAUGGAACACCAGCAGGUUUGCAGACAACAGUAAGAUCCUCUGGUGAGCAAUGGAAACCAUAUAAAAACACUGUAUAAAAACAGUCAGGGUGGAGAAAUGACCAAUGAACAAGAAGAGCUAAUCAGGUGAAAUGUGGAGCAGCUGGUGGAAAGGAGAAUGUGUAGCAACUGAAGGAGGGAGGCUAAUAAACAGAGAUGAGUGGGAACAGAGAAAAGUUCAGGAAAGUAACAAAUAUUUAAACCCAAGAAUGAACCAAACACCUAAUCUACCAUAAAUGAACAGAAAAAAAAACCUCAAAACUCAAACUGGAUGACAAUAUUCCUACCAAAAUAUAUUAAAAGAAGGGUAAGGAUGCUGUUAGCACAACUAGAUUUGAUCAAAUAUCGUAGUUUAUUAUGUUUGAGUGAGUCAAUUACUUGUCUUUGUAAUGCCUGAAAGUUUAUGCUACUCUUUACACUUUGCACAGCCUCUCUAACAUGAUGAGCAUCCCCCAGUGUAAACAUGAAAGCGCACUAACCCGUAUAAUGUAACAGUAGUUUAAUGAAGACAUCAGACACCAAAGAGGACAAGCCAAAAAUCUAUGCGUGAUGUCACGGAUAGGUCUGCUGAAAUCCAACACCACCAGCUGCUUAAUAGUAUGAUGGGUGAAUGCGGGUCCACUCGCAUCGCUGCAAGUCGAGGCACAUAGCUUAAACCACCGCCUGGAGGAGAAGACGCACACAAACCGAAGACAUUAUCUGUAUCCGUCAGGGCAGCCGCGUUGAUUCAGCCACAGAUUACCCUGACGCAGCCAAAGCCGCUUCUCUUUUUUUCCUGUUUGCUUGUGCAACUGUUGCGCGUCUUCACUUUGGAUAGAAACAGUCAUAUUAUCCUCCUGUGCGCCGCAGAGCGCACCAGAUUUUUAAACUUUUUGAAAAGUGGGAGACAUCCCACCUCCCGAGUGCAGUGCGAUGAAGAGUUUCUGAAGUGGCAGCUUCUUUCCACUGAGUCCACUUUAACGCUUCCUGGCCGUUUCCAAAGGGGCAGCCCAUGUGCAGGCAUCUCAUUGAGUGUGAUUCUAUUUUCGCCCAGAUCUCUGCUUCCUGGACAAAUGCAUACAAAUGCAUUUAGGAGCCCAACGGACAAGGAGUGGACACGUUUCCGCGGCUGCAACGUGGAACUUUCUCCUGCUCCUGUCACUAUGCUCAGCAGUACCUUCUGCAGAAAACAGCUACUCUACUCAAGGAGUGGAUAUUCUCUAUCAACUGGGGCUUACAAAUCAAAGCAGAACAGACAAGUCCUUCGAGAGGACAGCCUCACCUCAUACCACUUACACCAAUGUCCCCCGGCCUUCGAAUAUCCCAGUUCCUGGAUAUGGGGUUGUUUUCAACACAGACUCCAUCUAUGAGAUCCCGGCAAGCAGUCUGUUCCAUUCAGAGUUUGGAGUUGAGUUUUCUUUUGUGAUUAGCCUGAGCUCCUGGCGAGCCAACAGUGCUUUUGUUUUUAGUGUUAAAGAUGGCAGGGAGAGACUGCAUUUUGGCAUUCAGCUGCUGCCACAAAAGGUAGUAGUCUACACUACAGAUAAAUCCUCCAGCUACUUCACCCACAACUGGCAGGAUGGAAAGCAGCAUGCCUUUGCUGUUGGUGUUCAAGAACGUUCAGUGUCCUUCUACGAGGAUUGUGGAGCAGUGCAGCAGCGAGAGCAGACCUUGGGGAGAUCUCAGAGACUGGGAGAAUCUGGGAAUCGCUUUACUUUGGGUAGGAUGAACUCAAAGGCAGCUCCUUUUCUUGGUCGACUCUGCCAGUUAGACAUCUAUCCCUCAGCUCAAGCUGCUUCACACUACUGUGACUACCUUAAAAAACAGUGCUGGCUGGCCGACACUUAUCGAUUGCAUUCGUCGCGUUCUGGUUUGGAUUUUGAAGCCAAUGAGCAUCCUUCUAACCCUUUCAUAAAGACCCCUGUGGAAGUAGCAGCUACCGAUCAAGUUUCUGAUAAACUUACAACAGCUUACAAACUGUUGCUAAGUAGUCAAGUUGACACACAGUCUUCAACUCUGAGCCCAACAACACAACUACACCCAAGGGAACAAAGCCACAUUUUCACACUGAAACCUUUAACCUUCUCCAAACCAGAUUUGCUUGAGCCCAACAGCCCAACACAAGCAACUCUAAGCAGGCAAGCAUUGGACUUUGCCCACAGUAGAAUGAUCACCACUACAAAAAGCAAGUUGGCCAAAAAGAGUCAACUCAAAGCAGAAACAGAUCUCUCAGAUAACAGUACAGAGGAAGAGAGCGACUCUAAAACUCUAAAUAUUCUAGAAGUUCCUCCAGCUCUUAUUUUUCCUGUCAGGCAAGGUCCAAUGAAAGAAGGACUCAGGAAAUACUUUAGGGACUCAAGCCUCAGGCCUCAACACACUCAUAAAAUUCUGGAGUCUCAUCUAAAAGCCAAUGAUACCACUUUGUACAGAGAAAACCAGGUCGACACUGCAGAACAUCAUGCUUUGGAUGGCAGCUAUGAAGACAUAGACUAUGGAGGAUAUGAUUAUCCAUAUGAGGAGCCAGAAAUCUUUUAUGAGUAUGAAGAUGGCUUCCACGGUCCCAAAGGAGAGCCGGGUCCUCCAGGUCCUCCUGGUCCCCCUGGUUUACCUGGUCCUCCUGGAAAGAGAGGUUUAAGGGGUCCAACUGGUCCACGUGGAAAACCUGGACAACCUGGACCACCUGGUCCCAAGGGUUCAAAAGGAGACCCGGGGCUGUCUCCUGGCCAAGCUUUACCAGGGGAAAAGGGUGACCGAGGUCCACCUGGUCCACCUGGGCCAAAGGGAUUUCCGGGACCACUGGGUCCUAAGGGUUAUCAAGGUACACCUGGCCCGCCAGGGGAACAAGGCAUACCAGGACCUCCAGGGGAGUCUGGAGCUGCAGGUUACCCUGGCAGGCAGGGCUUAGCUGGGCCACAAGGUAGCCCUGGACCUAAAGGUGUCCGCGGUUUCAUUGGGCCUCCUGGUGUUGCUGGGCCACCAGGGCUGGAGGGGGAGAAAGGCAUUCCUGGUCCUGUUGGAAAACCUGGCCACAAAGGAAGACACGGUGUGGUGGGAGAUGUAGGGGAGAAGGGACCACCUGGUCCAGAUGGCAACCAGGGGCCUAUUGGUGGGUCUGGUAUUACUGGCUUUCCUGGUUUGAGGGGGGAUCUGGGGCCAGAAGGACCACGAGGACUGCCUGGUAUGGUGGGACCUCAGGGCCCAGCAGGAAUCGUCGGCCUGCCCGGAUUGAAAGGUGAUAAGGGUGAAGUGGGUCAAAGGGGUGAGCCAGGAGAGAUGGGCUACCAAGGCGACAAGGGUGCUGGUGGAGCUCCUGGUCCUACUGGCCCCAGAGGAAAACCAGGACCACCGGGUAGAGUUGGAGAAAUUGGGACACAAGGACCACCGGGUCCAGCAGGACCAGAGGGGUUUCCUGGAGACAUUGGUGUGCCAGGCCCCAAUGGCCCCCCUGGACCGAAGGGUUUACAGGGUGCAAGAGGGCCCCUAGGCCCGCCAGGGCCGAAAGGAGUACAGGGUGAUGAAGGCCCACCCGGGCCACUUGGCAGCAUCGGCCCAACUGGGAGAUCUGGGAGGAAAGGCCAUGCAGGUGAACCUGGACCUGAGGGCCUACCGGGAGAGAAAGGGGACACCGGAGAUGUUGGCAAAAUUGGACCACCGGGUCCAGUUGGCCUAAUUGGGAUAGCUGGGGUGAUGGGAGUUCCCGGUGAAAAGGGUGACCGAGGGCUACCAGGUCCAACAGGUCUUGUUGGAGAGAGGGGGCCAAGGGGUUACCCAGGAUCACCAGGAAGUCCUGGGGACAAUGGCAUGCAAGGUUCACCUGGUCCACAGGGACAGAGGGGAAUUCCAGGAAUUGCGGGGCCAAAAGGGAGAAGGGGGCCCAGGGGUCCAGAUGGCGCAACAGGAGAACCAGGACCUGAGGGCACCAAGGGUGAAAAGGGUGAUGUUGGACCAAAAGGAGAACCAGGAUUCAUAGGCAAAGCUGGCAUUCCCGGAGAAAGAGGCCCUCCUGGAAAGCCCGGUAAGCCAGGUAUCCCAGGGAGCACUGGUGAGAGGGGCCCUCAAGGGGAACCAGGAUCUAAAGGACCAACUGGGGAGCCUGGACCUAUUGGAGAGCAGGGACUUGAAGGUGUUCCGGGUGAAGAGGGAGGACCAGGUGCCAUUGGAGAACCAGGGUUAAAGGGUGAUAUUGGGCUUCCAGGGGCUGAAGGGGAACAGGGACAGAAGGGAGACAGAGGUCCACCUGGUCCCCCAGGGGAUGAUGGCCCUCAGGGGAAAGAUGGAGUAAAGGGUGAACCUGGUGAGCCUGGGUCUUUUGGGGAGCUGGGGGAAAAAGGGCUAGAAGGAGAUCCAGGGACCCAAGGACCCGCAGGAAUACCUGGGAAACAGGGCUUCCGUGGACCAGAAGGAAAACUUGGUCCUCCAGGACAAAGAGGACGCCACGGAAAGAAGGGAGAGAAGGGUCCUCCAGGUGUUGUUGGUGAGAUUGGGUCACGUGGGGAUAUCGGCCCACCAGGCGAGCCAGGGCUGAAAGGUGCCCGGGGAACCCGAGGCCCACCUGGUCAACCAGGAGUCAUGGGGCUUGAAGGGCAACAAGGACUGCCAGGAUAUCCAGGGCACCCUGGCAAACCUGGGCCUAUUGGACCACCAGGAUCCAAAGGUGAAAAGGGUUAUUCAGGCGAGGACAAUAAGACUCCAGGACCACCAGGGCCCUUAGGUGAACCAGGGCGUCCAGGAGAGCGCGGGGAACGCGGGGAGCCAGGAGAUGAAGGAUACCAGGGUCAUGUUGGUAUUUUCGGACCUCGUGGGAGAACUGGUCCACCAGGUCCGCCGGGACUACCUGGCCAGCCUGGAGAAGCAGGCGUUAAGGGAGAGAAAGGACCUCCAGGCUCAGCUGGAAAGAAAGGAGCAAGGGGUCUGAAUGGAGCCCCUGGAGCUGCAGGCCCAACUGGUUUACAAGGACUCAGGGGACUGAAGGGUUAUCCAGGGCCAGAUGGUCCUCCAGGAGUGACUGGCUUAGCAGGUCUGCCAGGAAAACAAGGGCGAAAGGGUCAGCAAGGCUUGUUGGGACCAGAUGGGCCUGCUGGACAUCCAGGUCCCAGGGGAGAAAUUGGACUUCCUGGAGCACCUGGAGAAAAAGGACCAUCUGGUCAGAAGGGAGAACUCGGCCUGCCUGGAGAUAGGGGAGCUUCUGGAAACAAAGGGAUGGGGGGGGCAGUAGGUGACCAAGGCAGGAAAGGUGAUCCAGGAUCUAAAGGACAACCAGGAGAGUCUGGAGAUCUGGGAAUGGUUGGUUUACAAGGCUUUCCUGGGCCAAAUGGCCCAAACGGUGACUUGGGAAUGAGAGGCAUCCCUGGCCCUAAAGGACCUGUAGGUUCUUUGGGGUUUGCUGGACCUGUGGGCCCUGAAGGAAUGAUUGGUCCCAUUGGAAAACCUGGCCAAAGGGGUCCAAAGGGAAGCAAUGGUGAAAUGGGGCCUCAAGGACCACAUGGAAGUCCAGGACCACAGGGACCCCCUGGCCCCCCUGGCCCCACAAGAUAUAUUUAUGAUGACUCAGCUCUUCACAGUCAGUCAGACACCGAUGCUGCACUCAGGACAGAGAACUUUCAGAACAUAGAAAUAAGCUUGCCAGACCAAAAUGUGGAGAUACUUAAGACCCUGCGUUACCUGAGUGGCGUGAUUGAGAGCAUCAAACAGCCUCUAGGCACAAGGGAAAAUCCGGCUCGUGUCUGUAAAGAUCUCCUGGACUGUCAGCACUUACAACUCAAAGAUGAUUGGUUCUGGAUUGAUCCAAACCUUGGCUGUACUUCUGAUGCCUUCAAGGUCUUCUGUAACUUUACUGGAGGUGGACAGACUUGUUUACACCCAGUGGCCUCUGAUAAGCUGGAGUUUGGGGUUGGGAAAGUCCAAAUGAAGUUUCUCCAUUUACUGAGUUCUGAAGCAAGCCAAAGCAUCACAUUUCACUGCCUGGGUGAUUCAACCUACAACACCAAAGACAAAUCCAGUUCCACCGGACCUGUGCAAAGAGAAGACUCCAAACCCUGGUUUAUUGGUUGGAAUAAACAUAUAUCUGAAAAAGACACACUACUUGAACCCAAUCUGAUUCAGGAUGAGUGCAAGAUUCAAGAUGGCAGCUGGCACCAGUCCCGUUUCUUCUUCCACACUCAGGACAGUUGUCAGUUACCUAUUAUAGACAUCCAGGAAUUUUCUUCCUCGCUGCUUAACUAUCAACUACACAUAGAAAUUGGUCCUGUCUGCUUCCUCUGACCCCAAGAGUGUGCUGUAACCAGCUCUCAUUAACCACUCAAGUCCACAGAAGCUCAAACACACCUUUUUCUCAAAGAGAUGCAUCCUCAGCUAGAUCCAAGGAUGAGAUCCAGAGAGUUGGUGGUUUUUCUUCUUCUUUUACUUCUGGUUUUUCUCUUUCAGGGUUCGCCACAGCGAACCAUCUGUCUUCAUCUGCUCAUUUUCUCACACCUCAUUGAUGUCCCCUUUCACUCCAUCCAUGAGACUUUGUGAGGUUAACAAAUUCCAGGUGCAGAGAACUUGGUGGAGAAUUCAUGUUAGCUAGGCCAAAGAAGAACUGUGCUUUCAGAUAUUUAUGAAAUAAAUGUGUAAACGAUGGUUUGUUUGACAUUUCUAUAGUGCUUAGGCUCACUUCAUAUGGCCCCUUGUUAAUCCCCAAACACUGAGAAUGGCCUCCUAAUGCAGCUGCCUAUCCAAAUUCAAAACCUUACACAAAAAGCCCACCCAGACCAUCCUAUGCAGGGGUCAGACCAAAAGGAAUGUGCCAGGCUUCUGCACUGAGCACUGUUUAUCAAAAGUGAAUGCAAGUGCAAUAGUGUGUGGAAACUAUGUGAAUUAAAAUACAAAGUCCCACCUAAGGCAGUAUUUUAGCCGUUUUCUGUGUUUGGUCUUGCCCAGUUGGACUCUGACAUCUUGACCAACGGUGCUCUACCUCUACUGGGUUAUUUGCCUUCUAGACUAGUUGCUAAUGUCAAAUAGUGUUGUAUGUACCGGUUACAUCAAGAUUGUUUGUGUUAUACGAGUACUUAUGUUGAUUUGGUCAUUUCUAAUUUAUGAACCAAUUUUUGAUACAUGACACAUUUUUGUAGCUUUUUCUGUUGUCGGUAGGUCCCUGAACCUACCAUUGGUGCUGCAACAAAUGACAAGUCAUCAACAGUUCCUGUGUAUAUAUUUUCAGCAUAUUUUUAUUUUUUAUUUAUAGUCUUUUUUUAAUUCACAUUGCUGUAGCACGGUAAAUUAUACUCUCAGAUGAAUUGUUUGGCCAAUCACAACUCAGUUAUUUAUGUUUAGAAGGUACAUUUGAGUGUUCACACUUGUGACUGUUUAUCAAACUGUUUGUCACAUUCAGAGGUGGUUUGCUGACUGGCAGCUAUCUUUGGCCAGAGUCAAACUGUCACAAUAUUCUUAAGUUAUAUUAUCAUCACUGAAAGUGUUCUGUAAAAUUUGUGGAGCAUAACAAUGGAUGGAAAUGUGUAAAUAAAGAUUUGACAAAUAAAUAAACGGUACACUUUAUCCACA
Girardinichthys multiradiatus is the source of this 7612-nucleotide messenger RNA. It is a transcript of the gene col24a1, whose product is annotated as collagen alpha-1(XXIV) chain. Lineage: Eukaryota; Metazoa; Chordata; Actinopteri; Cyprinodontiformes; Goodeidae. The record is from RefSeq and is a predicted model, not a curated record. The transcript has 60 exons. Bases 1157 to 6334 code for a protein of 1725 amino acids. Gene Ontology annotation, molecular function: extracellular matrix structural constituent.